This is a messenger RNA of Pocillopora verrucosa, 1958 nucleotides long. RefSeq names its product allantoinase, mitochondrial. Gene Ontology annotation, cellular component: cytoplasm. Gene Ontology annotation, biological process: purine nucleobase catabolic process; allantoin catabolic process. Gene Ontology annotation, molecular function: allantoinase activity; cobalt ion binding; zinc ion binding. The record is from RefSeq and is a predicted model, not a curated record. NCBI's taxonomy places the organism in Eukaryota, Metazoa, Cnidaria, Anthozoa, Scleractinia, Pocilloporidae.
CGCGUUACCUUUUUCGUGACCUUACUGAAAUUUUUGAAAUGGCGGACGAAUCAACCCGAUUGAUCAUUAAAGGCAAGAGAAUCUUGCUGCCAGAUUGUGUUUCUUCGGGAAGUAUAAUCAUAGACAAGGGGAAGAUUGUUGGAAUAGAGAAAGGAAUGGAUACCGCUCAAUUACCUCCACGGACGAAGGUCAUAGAUGCAGGAGAGCUGGUAGUGAUGCCAGGAGUUGUUGAUAGUCAUGUCCAUGUCAAUGAACCUGGGAGGACAGAUUGGGAAGGGUUUGCAACAGCAACACAAGCUGCAGUAUCAGGUGGAAUCACUACCAUUGUGGACAUGCCCCUAAAUUCUAUUCCUCCCACCACUACCCUGGAUGGAUUUUAUACCAAACUUAACAGUGCUAGGAGCAAAUGUUGGACAGAUGUUGCCUUCUGGGGAGGGGUGGUACCAGGAAAUCAGGCUGAAAUAAAGCCCAUGGUGAAUGCUGGUGUUAAGGGUUUCAAGUGCUUUCUUGUGCACAGUGGUGUUGAUGAGUUUCCCUCUGUCACAGAGAGUGAUGUGAGGCUGGCCAUGGAGCAAAUGCAGGGAACAGAUGCUGUGUUUCUGUUCCAUGCAGAAGUUGAGAUUCCUCAAGAAACAGACAACGCAAGUCAAGAUCCUUCUAAGUACACCACAUUUUUGCAUUCCCGACCGGAAGCGAUGGAAAACCAAGCGAUUGAGCUGGUGAUCAAACUUUGUAAAGAAUACAGAGUACCCUGUCACAUUGUGCACCUUUCUUCAGCAAGUGCCCUGCCCAUGAUCAGGAAGGCCCGCGAGGAAGGUGUCCCUCUCACUAUAGAAACUACGCACCACUACCUGUCACUCCAAGCUGAAAAUGUGCCUGAUGGUGCCACUCAAUUUAAGUGCUGUCCGCCUGUACGAGAUGGCAAAAAUCAAGAAGCUCUAUGGGAUGCCCUUAAGUCACGUGACAUUGACUUAGUCAUUUCAGACCACUCUCCGUGCACUGAAGAUCUUAAGCUGAUGGACAGAGGGGAUUUUAUGGCGGCCUGGGGAGGAAUAUCAGGGGUGCAGUAUGGGUUAUCCAUAUUCUGGUCGCAGGCGUGUAACCGAGGUUUCUCUCUUCACGAUGUUGCUCGUGUAAUGUGCGAGGAACCCGCCAAGUUAAGUCGUUUGAGUCAUCGGAAAGGAAAGAUUGCUGUGGGCAUGGAUGCGGAUUUUGUGCUUUGGGAUCCUGAAGAACGAAUUGUGAUCGAUCAGAAGAUAACUCGACAUAAAAACAAGGUAACUCCAUACCACAACAUGACGUUGCAUGGAGUCGUUCACAAGACUAUCUUGCGAGGAAAUGUCGUGUACGAGCGGGACAGAGUCUGCGAUAUUCCAGCGGGUCAGCUCAUACUGGAAAAACCUUCACGAGGAGACAGCCUGAUAAAAUGAAAAAUAAAACAAAAUAGUGUAUUGAACACAUCCUAACCCUGAAACAAACAUACAAUGGUCCUUCCUGAAAAUUAUUAAUUAAAACUUAAAAGCUAAUCGUUCGUCUGUGACUAAGAAAUUGUGGGCUUUCGCUCGCAGCACGUAAGUUAUCCGAAAGCGAGUUCCAUUCCUAGAAUUAAAUUAAGUGUCUAGGAGAUGGCGUUACAAGUUUCCAUUUUAUGGAAAUAAAGGAUGGAUAUAGAAGAUGGAAAUAAUUUCAUGGCAUCAUUUUAUAAUAUCAAAGCGUUGUAAUACUAUAGGAGACUAAUGAUACACAAAAUUUUUCGAUUGCGUGACAUUCUUAGAAAAACAGGGACUUUCCCGAGGAAAUGAGUCAUAGCAUUGCUAUUUUUUUUUUAGGUCUUGUGAUGGUCGCAUGAUUUUUUUCACAUAAAUAGAAAUCUCACGUAAUAAUGUAAUGGAUUGUAAUUCAGAAAUUCAUGAUUAGUUUAAGGAUAUGGAACAUUUUUUUUGUCCAUUUUGUGAAGA